GUUCUUGGUAAGUAAAGGUGGUCAGUUUCUUAUAAACAGAAUAAAAAUUCUAAAAUAAAUGUUUUGUGCUUGUGUUCUGCUAAGCAAAUUAAAAAAUAUAUAACUUAAUCAUCCACUGGAAUAUUAAGAUAACAUCAGUUUUAUCUACUUUUGUGUAUGGAAUUACUUUUUAGAAAAUAAAUGAGACUGACUUAUAUACAUUGCCAAAGUGCAAAUGUGUAUUUCUGUGAAGUUGCCCCUUUGGGAAAAAAAAAAAACCUUUGUCUGGUUUGUCCUAUAAAUAUGAUUGUGCUUAACUGGGUUUUUUAGAUGAUACAAAAUCAUUCAUAUGUCAGUGGCUACAAGUGACUUCAUAGUAAAUUGAAUAUGAAAUUAAAAAAAAGGGGCACAAUCUAUGUUAUAUAAUGCAAAUCAGUACAAACAAAAUAACAGUAAAAUAGGUGUCAUGUAAGCAAAUACACACAAUAGCUUAGGUGGAUGCAAGUGCUGGGUUAAGAAAAUUUUAUUGAAUCAAAAGGCAGAUAAAUCCAAAUUCAGCAUACAGACUAAGAGACAUGAAACAUUGAACAGAAAGUGUUUGGUAAUCGCAGUUCAUCUAGAUGAGAUUCUUUGCAAAAAUGAAACAGACACAAAGGUAUUUAAACAAAAACUACCAAACACAGAAGUGGAAACACCUGUGAAUAAACAAAAAAGAAGAACCAAUAAUGGAACAGGGAUGGAGACAAAACGAUUCAAAACAAAAGCACAUGGCACCAGGAAAUAGACUGUGGAAGUCCACUAGCAUUGCAUAAUGGUAUGCUCUCAUGAACUGGCAUGCUACACUUGGUACAAUGGGGAUAAUCUCUGAUAAUGUGCUCUGACAUCACUCUAAACCAUAGACUUACACAGAAUCCAAACCACAUUUCCAUAAAAUAGAUUGAGUAAAUUAUACAAAGCAAGAGAUAACUGAUAUGCUGAUCUGAAUGCCAUAUAUAGUCAGCAUCAAUAUAUUGUGUGCAUUAAAUAGUUAUUUAGACAAGAUUCUUAAAAGCAGAUAAAACCCAGUAGCAUCUCGACUUUAUGAGAAGGCUAAGGAGAGCACAGUUCCCACCCCCAUCCUUACCACAGUUUACAAAAAGACUAUUAGAAGCAUCAUGAGGAGCAGCCUGGUUUAAUAAAAUACAUAAUUUCUGAUUGUAAGACCCUGCAAUGAAUGGUGUAGACAGUAGAAAAGAUCACCAAGGUCUCUAUUACCUCUAUCAUGGACAUUUACACCACAUUAUGCAUCGGCAAAACCACCAGCAUUGUGGAUGACCCCAGACACUUGCAAUACAAAUAUUUACACUUCUUCUGUCAGGCAGAAUGUACUACAGAAUUUGAGCCCUUACAGACAGGCUAUGUAACAGUUUCUUCCCCCAAACUCUCAGACUUAUUAAUACAUGAAGACACUAUAAUAGACCUGUGUAUUGGUCAACUCUUUCAUUGUGCCUACAGUCCUGGUUUUGUUAAUUAUUGUAAUCUCUUUCAUUGCUUGCACACAUUUGUACACAUGCACUUUAUAUAGUCCUGUAUGAAGGUUUUUUUAGUCUAUGUGUUGUGUUGUCUCUUGUAUUAUUGUGUCCUUUAACAUAGCACCAUGGUCUUGGAAAAACUUUUUUUCCCCACUGUUUAGUGUAACAGCUGUAUAUGGUUAAAUUGACAAUACUUCAUUUAAUUUAACAAGGGAAUUUCAUGAGUAGCUUUUUUUUGCUAACAUCAUGUGUUUGCAAAUCCUUUUUUUUAGUAGACAUUGUUUAAAAUUAAAAGCAAAUACGUAAUUUCACAUGUGAUCUGAACUUCCUUAACAGGCAUUCACACUCAGUUUGAUGUCAUGGGAAGAUUUAGUUUGUACUCUCUUAAUAAUAUGACUGCCUUUUGUGUUAAUGAAAGAAUAUUUCCUUUCAUAUUCUUCAUUUUUUUCCAAACUGGAAAUGGAGAGGAUUGCAAAAAGAUUACAAACGAUCAACACUAUUCGUGUGAAGGAAGGAACCUCACCCACAUACCUCGCAAUAUUCCCUCCUCUGUACAGACACUGGACUUCAGUUUUAAUAUGCUGCCUUCUUUACAAAAGCAUCUGUUUCCUCCACUGUUUGAUUUGAAGGUCCUGGAUCUCACAAGAUGUCAGAUCCAGUACAUUGCUGAUAAUGCUUUCCACAAUGUAAGGAAUGUGGUUAUUUUAAUUCUUACUGGAAACCCCAUUUCAUAUAUAGCACCUGACAGCUUGAACUCAUUACACAAAUUACAGAGAUUACUUCUUGUGGACAUUGGCCUGCUAUCUUUAAAUGCCCAGUUCAGCAAUCUAACCAAUCUUCAGGAACUAAAAGUUGGAACUAACAAAAUUCAAACCAUUGCUCUUCCACAAUUCAUGAUCAACUUUAAAGACUUCCGUGUACUGGACCUGCAUGCAAACAACAUAUCCAGUUUAAAAGUAAACCACACAGUUGUUCUUCGAGAGAUGAGGGGUAAUAUCACUCUAAUACUCUCCAGCAAUCCAAUACUACAUAUUGAACCAGGAGUAUUUCAGGAUAUUUACCUAAAAGAGCUUAAUAUUCGGAGUGCUUUUGUUUCAAUUGAUGCAAUACGAAUGGCUCUCAGUGGUCUUUAUGUCGAUAAAGUUAUAAUGGGAAACUACAGACUAGUUAGACAGAUAACAACUUUAGAUGAGAAUUACCUUGCUGGUUUGUGCAUGAUACGUUUCACAGAAAUAUAUUAUAUCCAAAAAGAAUGUUCCCCUUUUAAACUUCACAUAUUUCGAUGUAUGAUCAAUGCCACAAAGGUCACUCUGAAAAGUGGUUGUAUGACAGUCAUGGAACAUGUUCCAUUUCGUCAACUUAAAGAACUAUAUGUAGGCCGCCUACAUUUAUCGGUAAUACCAGACCUUUCACAUGUACAUUCUUUAGAAAAACUGGUGGUGGUUGAUAACAAGGCAGCAUUAUUUCAUGGUCUCAGUGAUAUGCCCAAACUUCAGCAUGUAGACUUGAGUAGAAACCAAAUGAUAUUACAAGAGUGCUGUUCCUUGUAUUUCAGAAAUGCGCCAAAUAUCCGUCACAUCAAUUUAAGUCAUAAUGCAAAAAUAUGGUUAAAUGCAAAACCAUUUUUUAAUCUUGAAUUAGUUGAGGAAUUAGAUUUCCAUCACACAGUUUUGGAUCUAAUUGGGCAAACUGGAGUCUUACAAAAUUUAAAAAAUCUAAAAUAUUUAGACCUUUCAUACACUAGAACUGUUUUUAGUAGUUACUUAGCUUUCCAUGGGCUUCAAAGCAUUAAGAUAAUAAAAAUAGCAGGCAAUACUUUCCAGGGAACUACACUGACUGAUUUAUUUGAAAAUCUUACAGCUUUGGAGGUUCUUGACAUGUCACAUUGUGGCAUUGAUCAAAUACCCUGUAUUGCUUUUCGAAACCUACAGAAGCUUCGCCAGCUACUUCUUAGUCAAAACAACCUGAUGGUUUUGGAUUUUUUGACACAGCCCAAUUUACAAAGUCUAACGCAUCUUGCUGUGGACCAAAAUAGUAUUUCUGCUAUCAAACUUAGUACACUUCAAAACUUACCAGUGAACCUUUCUGUUUUUGACAUAACCUCUAAUCCAAUCAGCUGUUUUUGCACCCAAACAGAUUUUAUUUUGUGGAUUGUAAAACAUAAAAAAUUAUUUCCUAAUUCUAAUAAUGUUUUAUGUAAAACACUGUGGUCAGAUUCAAAAAUUAGACUUAUUGACUUUGAUGUUGAAGACUGUAUACACAUCAGAAGGCUGACUAUUGUGUUAUGCGUAUGUGCUGCCAUUUUUCUCAUUCUUGUAUCAGUUUUGACCUACAAAUUUCAGUUUUAUUUACGAUAUGCCUAUAUCCUGCUCAGAGGUUAUAAUGUCACCAGACAGCAGGAAUUUUCUUAUGAUGCGUUUGUUAUCUACUCCAGCAAAGAUGAAUCAUGGGUAAUGGAUGAACUGCUGGAAAAUCUGGAAAAUGGGUGUCCACCCAUUCAGCUAUGUCUUCAUGUGCGGGACUUUGAAGCUGGCAAGGCCAUUACCUCCAACAUUAUAGACGAAGGAAUCAUGGGUAGCCAUAAAAUUAUCGUGGUCGUAUCUAAACAUUUUAUUGAGAGUUCCUGGUGUCGUUUUGAAUUUGAGGUGGCGCAGUCUUGGCUAGUAAUGCAAGGCAAUGCUAACAUCAUCAUCAUCAUUCUAGAAGAUGUGGAGGAAGAGAAGUCAAAGAAGGUGUUCGGGCUUCAUAAGCACCUGAGAAACAAUACGUAUCUAAAGUGAAACCCAGUAAACAAUAUGAGAUUCUGGAUUCGUCUUCGAAAAGCUGUUAUUACAAGAAAAUAGUAGGCUUUAUUCUAAAAUGUUAAAUAUUUAAUGAUUUCAUUUAUUUUUAAGCCUUUUUAAAACUUCAUACUUUAAAAAAGAAACUAUUAUAAGACUAUGACACAUGCAUUCUUGUCAUGCAAUCAUUAUCCCUACUCAGUCAUUAGUUAUUGCAUUAAUGAGUUGGAUGACAUUUUCCUUGUAAAAAAGAAAGAAAGAAAAUAAAGUUUUCUAAAGGAAAAAGUACA
Messenger RNA from Silurus meridionalis, 4560 nucleotides. RefSeq names its product toll-like receptor 4. Gene Ontology annotation, cellular component: membrane. Gene Ontology annotation, molecular function: protein binding; lipopolysaccharide binding; transmembrane signaling receptor activity. The record is from RefSeq and is a predicted model, not a curated record. Gene Ontology annotation, biological process: defense response to Gram-negative bacterium; immune response; inflammatory response. Lineage: Eukaryota; Metazoa; Chordata; Actinopteri; Siluriformes; Siluridae.